UCGCCAGCUCCGAGGCAGAAAGUGCCACGACUCCACACGCGCGCACGCAGCCAGCUAGCGGCCGGAGCGGACGGCGGACGGGGCGGGCGGCGUCGGGGUCGCGGUGUCUGCAGCUGCUCUGGGGUGGCUUUUCGGCGGAGGCUCGGCCGGCUUCUCUCUCCCGGUUCCGCGGCGGCGACGCGGCUUCUGCCCUCACGCUCUCCCUCCCGCUUCUCAGGCUGCAGGUGAACGGAAAAUAAGCCAGAAUGGACAUUUACGACACUCAAACCUUGGGGGUUGUGGUCUUUGGUGGAUUUAUGGUUGUUUCUGCCAUUGGCAUCUUCCUGGUGUCAACCUUCUCCAUGAAGGAGACGUCAUAUGAAGAAGCUCUAGCCAACCAGCGCAAGGAGAUGGCGAAAACUUAUCACCAGAAAGUAGAGAAGAAAAAGAAGGAGAAAACAAUAGAGAAGAAAGGAAAGACCAAGAAAAAGGAUGAGAAACCCAACGGGAAGAUACCUGACCAUGAGCCAGCCCCAAACAUGACCAUCCUCCUCAAAGACCCAGUACGGGCACCUGCAAUGGCUGUGGCUCCAACCCCGGUCCAUCCCUCUGUGGUCAUUACCCCUAUAGCCACGGUACCAGCCAUGCCCCAAGAGAAACUGGCCUCCUCCCCUAAGGACAAAAAGAAGAAAGAGAAAAAAGUAGCAAAAGUGGAACCAGCAGUCAGUUCUGUAGUGAAUUCUAUCCAGGUUCUUGCCUCAAAGGCUGCCAUCUUGGAAACUGCUCCUAAGGAGGGCAAAAAGGCAGAUAUGGUUCAGAGCCAGGAGGCACCAAAGCAAGAGGCUCCUGCAAAGAAGAAGUCUGGUUCAAAGAAGAAAGGUGAGCCUGGGUCCCUGGACACAGACAGUCCUCUCUGCCUCCCCUACAAGACGCUGGUCUCCACGGUUGGAAGCAUGGUGUUCAACGAGGGUGAAGCCCAGCGGCUAAUUGAGAUCCUGUCUGAGAAGGCUGGUGUCAUUCAGGACACCUGGCAUAAGGCCACUCAGAAGGGCGACCCUGUGGCGAUUCUGAAACGCCAGCUGGAAGAGAAGGAAAAGCUGCUGGCCACAGAGCAGGAAGACGCGGCUGUUGCCAAGAGCAAACUGAGGGAACUCAAUAAGGAGUUGGCGGCAGAAAAGGCAAAGGCAGCAGCUGGGGAGGCCAAGGUGAAAAAGCAGCUGGUGGCCAAGGAUCAGGAGAUGACAGCUGUGCAGGCCCGAAUGCAGGCCAGCUACCGGGAUCACAUGAAGGAGGUGCAAGAGCUACAGGGCAAGGUCCGGACACUUCAGGAACAGCUGGAGAAUGGCCCCAACACACAGCUGGCCCGCCUGCAGCAGGAGAACUCCAUCCUGAGGGACGCCUUGAACCAAGCCACGAGCCAGGUGGAAAGCAAGCAAAACGCGGAGCUGGCCAAGCUCCGGCAGGAGCUCAGCAAGGUGAGCAAGGAGCUGGUGGAGAAGUCAGAGACGGCACGGCAAGAGGAGCAGCAGCGGAAGGCUCUGGAGGCCAAAGCAACUGCCUUUGAGAAGCAGGUCUUGCAGCUGCAGGCGUCUCACAAGGAGAGUGAGGAGGCCCUGCAGAAGCGCCUGGACGAGGUCAGCCGGGAGCUCUGCCGCUCGCAGACCAGCCACGCCAGUCUCCGGGCAGAUGCUGAGAAGGCCCAGCAGCAGCAGCAGCAGUUGGCCGAGCUGCACAGCAAAUUACAGUCCUCCGAGGCGGAGGUGAAGAGCAAGUGCGAGGAGCUGAGUGGUCUACACGGGCAGCUCAAGGAGUCCAGGGCAGAAAAUUCACAGCUCACAGAGAGAAUCCGGUCCAUCGAAGCCCUGCUGGAGGCAGGCCAGGCCCGGGAUGCCCGGGAUGCCCAGGCCAGCCAAGUGGAGGCCGACCAGCAGCAGGCACGCCUCAAGGAAUUGGAGUCCCAGGUAUCAUGUCUGGAAAAGGAGGCCACCAACCUCAAGGAGGCGGUUGAGCAGCAGAAAGUGAAGAACAAUGACCUCCGGGAGAAGAACUGGAAGGCGAUGGAGGCCCUGGCCUCAGCCGAGAGAGCCUUCGAAGAGAAGCUGCGCUCCCUGACCCAGGCCAAGGAGGAAUCCGAAAAGCAGCUCACGCUGACUGAGGCACAGACCAAGGAGGCGCUGCUGGCUCUGCUCCCAGCACUUUCCAACUCAGCACACCAGAAUUAUGCCGAGUGGCUCCAAGAACUCAAAGAGAAAGGCCCAGAACUGCUGAAGCAGCCGCCAGUGAACACAGAGCUGCCCUCGGACCUGGCCUCCAAGCUGAGGGAGGCUGAGGAGACCCAGAGCAGCCUGCAGGCCGAGUGUGACCAGUACCGCACCAUCUUGGCAGAGACAGAGGGUAUGCUCAGACACCUGCAGAAGAGUGUGGAGGAGGAGGAGCAGGUGUGGAAGGCCAGAGUCAGCACCACGGAGGAGGAGCUCCAAAAGUCACAGGUCACAGUGAAACAUCUUGAAGAGAUUGUAGAGAAGCUAAAAGGAGAACUUGAAAGUUCAGAUCAGGUGAGGGAGCACACCUCGCAUCUGGAGGCAGAGCUGGAGAAGCACAUGGCAGCCGCUAGCGCUGAGUGCCAGAGCUACGCGCAGGAGGUGGCGGGGUUGAGGCAACUUUUAUUAGAAUCUCAAUCUCAGCUGGAUGCAGCCAAGAGUGAAGCCCAGAAACAGAGCAAUGAGCUUGCCCUGGUCAGGCAGCAGUUGAGUGAGAUGAAGAGCCACGUAGAGGAUGGUGACGUAGCUGGGUCUCCAAAGGCCCCCCCAGCAGAGCAGGACCCUGUCGAGCUGAAGACGCAGUUGGAGCGGACAGAAGCCAUCCUGGAGGAUGAGCAGACGCAGCGGCAGAAGCUCACAGCCGAGUUUGAGGAGGCUCAGAAUGCAGCGUGCCGGCUACAGGAGGAAUUGGAGAAGCUCCGUGCCAGCGCCUUGGACUCAGCAGAAGCAGAGGCAGCCACACAGUUGAAGGAGAGACUAGAAAAAGAGAAGAAGUUAACGAGUGACCUGGGACGUGCAGCCACCAAAUUACAGGGGCUUUUGAAGACGUCCCAGGAGCAGCUGGCAAAGGAGAAAGAGACAGUGAAGAAGUUGCAGGAGCAGCUGGAUAAAUCAGACGACGGUAGCAGCUCAAAGGAGGGCACCUCUGUCUGAGUCUCCUCUGUGGAAAAAGAAGUUACUGUUCAACUUACCAAAAUGCCUUAUACAUUCCUUACAAAUACACAAACCAACACAGCGUUAUCCAGGCCCAACUCCAGUGGCUCUGAGAGAAGCCAUUAGAGACAGUCUCUUAGAACCACAGAAGUAGAUCUUCCAGACCAGACCCCCUGUUUGUAAAAGAACCCGUCACAUUCGAUAAACACUAUUCCCCAGGAUCAGCCCUGGACCACCACAGAGCAGACACCAAAGCCCUUAUCAGCUGUGACAGACCCCGGGUGUGUGCUGGGGAGGCCGGGACCUCUGGCUGUCUGUAUGUCGAGAUCAGUGCAAUUGUUUUGUCUUUCAAUGGGUCGGGGGCCGGGAGUCGGGCAGACCAGGUGUUGAGUCUCAAAGGCUGUGGCACAGACUGGAGGGGCCCGGCCCAGCCCAGCAAGGCAGCAGCCCCUCACCCCUGGAAGAAGUUGCCAACCAGAACUGAUACGUGACCUCCUGGAUGUUAUAUCAUUAAAACCAACAUUGUCGCCCGGCA
Molecule: messenger RNA, 3708 nt
Organism: Myotis lucifugus (little brown bat)
Lineage: Eukaryota; Metazoa; Chordata; Mammalia; Chiroptera; Vespertilionidae
Gene: RRBP1
Product: ribosome binding protein 1
Exons: 25
Coding region: 246-3173 (975 amino acids)
Biological process (GO): protein transport
Cellular component (GO): endoplasmic reticulum membrane
Source: RefSeq, a predicted model, not a curated record